Purpureocillium lilacinum is the source of this 1488-nucleotide messenger RNA. Its product is annotated as succinate semialdehyde dehydrogenase NADP+ linked. The record is from RefSeq and is a predicted model, not a curated record. NCBI's taxonomy places the organism in Eukaryota, Fungi, Ascomycota, Sordariomycetes, Hypocreales, Ophiocordycipitaceae. Gene Ontology annotation, molecular function: succinate-semialdehyde dehydrogenase (NAD+) activity. Gene Ontology annotation, cellular component: cytoplasm. Gene Ontology annotation, biological process: GABA catabolic process.
AUGGCGCCCAAGCUCAGAGACCCGUCGCUGCUCAAGCACGACGUGUGCUACAUCAAUGGCGAGUGGAAGCCUGCCAGGUCCGGCAAGACCUUCGAGGUCAAUGACCCGUCAUCCGGUGAGCUCGUCGGCACCUGCGCCGACUGCGACGUCGAGGACACCAAGUCGGCCAUCCGCGCCGCCGCCGACGCCUUCAAGACGUUCCGCACCACCACCGGCCGCGAGCGCGCAAAGAUGUUGCGCAAGUGGUACGACCUCAUGGUCGAGAACUCGGAGGACAUCGCCAAGCUCAUCACCUGGGAGAACGGCAAGCCCUUUGCCGACGCCAAGGGCGAGUCGGCGUACGCGGCCAACUUCUUCGAGUGGUUCAGCGAGGAGGCGCCCCGGAGCUACGGCGACACGAUCCCCGCCACCGUCCCCGGCAACAGAGUAUGGACUCUCAAGGAGCCCGUCGGCGUCUGCGGUCUCAUCACCCCGUGGAACUUCCCCGCUGCCAUGAUCACGAGAAAGGCUGGCGCUGCUCUGGCGGCCGGCUGCACCGUCGUCUGCAAGGCCCCCGGCGAGACGCCCUUCACUGCCCUUGCGCUCGCCGAGCUCGCCCACCGCGCGGGCAUCCCCAAAGGUGUCGUCAACAUCGUCACCACCCUGUCCAACACCCCGGCCAUCGGCGAGGCCCUCACGACCGACCCCGCCGUCAAGAAGGUUUCCUUCACCGGCUCGACCGCGGUCGGCAAGCUUCUCAUGAAGCAGUCUUCGAGCACACUCAAGAAGCUCUCCAUGGAGCUCGGCGGCAACGCACCCUUCAUCGUAUUCGACGAUGCCGACAUCGACCUUGCCGUCGCGGGCGCCAUCGCCUCCAAGUUCCGCUCCUCGGGCCAGACCUGCGUCUGCGCCAACCGCAUCUACGUGCAGGCCGGCAUCUACGAUGAGUUUGUGCGCAAGUUCGCCGAGAAGGUUCAGGGCUUCAAGGUCGGCCACGGAUUCUCCGACGGCGUCACCCACGGCCCUCUCAUCCACGACCGCGCCGUGUCCAAGGUCGAGGCCCACGUCAAGGAUGCCGAGAGCAAGGGCGGAAAGCUCGUCAUCGGUGGCCAGCGGAUGCCCGACCUGGGCUCCAACUUCUACCAGCCCACCGUCAUCCGCGACGCCACUCCCGAGAUGGCGAUUGCCUCGGAGGAGACGUUUGGCCCCGUGGCCGCGCUCUUCCCCUUUAAGACCGAGAAGGAGGUUGUCGACAUGGCGAACAAUGCCGAGGUCGGCCUGGCGGGAUACUUCUUCUCCCGCGACCUGCAGCGGGUGCAUCGCGUCGCGGAAGCGCUCGAGGUCGGCAUGGUGGGCAUCAACACGGGCAUCAUCUCCGACCCCGCGGCGCCGUUUGGAGGUGUCAAGGAGAGUGGCUUCGGCCGCGAGGGGUCCAAGUACGGUAUCGCUGACUACCAGAUCACCAAGAUGAUUACGUACGGAGGCAUGGGACAGCCGCUCCAGAGCUGA